AUGUCUGCCCUCGUCCUGCUCAGUAUUCUGCAGGCAAGCAAUGGCCAAUCCGAACAUUCAGAAAACUCUCUUGCUCCUCGUUUGACCAGCAAUGUACUCCUGGAUAUCGACCCGUUACCAGACGUCCAGCGGAGGGGUCUCAUUGCUGUGACUGUCAUGGCAUUUCUAUCCUUUAUCGCCACAGGCACACUACUAGCAUUCAUCACAUUUCGUCUCAUCUUUUGGCGUGGCUCAUACACCAGAUACAUCGGUUACAAUCAGUACAUCAUUCUCAUUUACAAUCUGGUACUAGCAGAUUUUCAACAAUCAUUAGCCUUUUUGAUUUGUCUCCAGUGGAUUGUCACAAACAAGAUUAAAUCCGGCACUGCAGGAUGUUUUCUCCAAGGACUAUGGUUACAAAUUGGAGAUCCGGGAAGUGGUCUUUUCGUGCUCGCCAUCGCCAUCCAUACUUUCCUUCUCGUUGUCUGGGGUCGCAAGAUGUCAUACAAAGUCUUCGUCGGGUUCGUUUGCGGUGUCUGGGUAUUUAUCGCCAUUAUCGUUAUCGCUCCUCUUGCAAGAUAUGGCGCCGAUGUUUUCGUCCCAGCAGGCGCAUGGUGCUGGAUUAAUGAGGACUACGAAGCAAUGCGCCUUUGGACUCAUUAUAUCUGGAUCUUCUUCGCUGAGUUUGGUACCGUCUGUCUCUAUGCUGUGAUGUACUUUCAGCUCCGUCGACAAAUUGCCUCAUCCUCUAUUCUCGGUAAUAGCCAGCUGGAGAGCUUGAAACGUCUCCGAAGAGUCGUUGGUUACAUGACCAUUUAUCCAAUUGUCUACAUCAUUCUCUCUCUACCCUUAGCGGCUGGACGUAUGGCUACCGCGAACGGCCACAAUCCGUCUCUCACUUUUUUCUGCUGCGCUGGUGCCAUCAUUACUAGCUCCGGUCUAGUCGACGUCAUUCUCUACACUCUCACCCGCCGAAACCUCAUCAUCGAUUCCGAACCUAGUCACGAUCGCUCUUACAAUAAAUUCGCAAGUAGCAAAGGACGCCGUGGCGACACUCACCUUACAACCAUUACUGCCGAGCCCAAAUCGAAGAAGCUGGGUCUCGCCGACACCACUAUACAUGAGCGCGAUGGCUCAACGGAUAACAUCGUUCAAGCCGGUGUUGAGAUGAACGAUCUUGGAAAGGUGUAUCAAGAAACCACAAUCGAAAUCACAACGGAGCCCGCAUACGUAUCGGAGGAGUCAAGUGAGCGCUCCAGCAAAGAUGACGAGUUCUCAGACGCCACACCAAAUCGUAUGUGGAGGCGAUGA
Messenger RNA from Penicillium malachiteum, 1290 nucleotides. RefSeq names its product protein gprC (gene gprC). Gene Ontology annotation, biological process: adenylate cyclase-activating G protein-coupled receptor signaling pathway. Bases 1 to 1290 code for a protein of 429 amino acids. The transcript is spliced from 2 exons. The record is from RefSeq and is a predicted model, not a curated record. Gene Ontology annotation, molecular function: G protein-coupled receptor activity. Gene Ontology annotation, cellular component: plasma membrane. NCBI's taxonomy places the organism in Eukaryota, Fungi, Ascomycota, Eurotiomycetes, Eurotiales, Aspergillaceae.